This is a messenger RNA of Linepithema humile (Argentine ant), 3159 nucleotides long. Lineage: Eukaryota; Metazoa; Arthropoda; Insecta; Hymenoptera; Formicidae. The record is from RefSeq and is a predicted model, not a curated record.
CGGAUCGAGCAGACUACAAUAUUCUAGCUGGUAUAGCUGUGAGAGCGUACUUAGCUAGAAUACAACGACCGUUAGAAUUUGGCGAAGAAGCAUGGCUGCAAAUUUUGGAAAAAGCCGAUUGCAAACACAUGGUUUUUAAUACGAGACAGAUAUACUGUGAUGAACUAAUGACUAAUUUGGCCGCGGCUCUUGCCGCGUAUACUGGCGAUUCUAUGGAUAAUAUCAUGCAAUUUUUUGGAAGGUGUUUUGUUAGAUUUUUCAGUAACUUAGGAUACGAUUGCACUGUAAAAGCAACUGGACGUUACUUUUGCGAGUUUUUACAAAGUGUUGAUAAUAUUCACAUGCAAAUGAGGUUUACGUAUCCAAAAAUGAAGAGUCCUUCUAUGUAUACAACGCAUGUGGAUUCACAAGGAGUUGUCCUGGUUUACAGAAGUACUCGACAAGGCUUCACGCAUUAUCUGAUGGGACAAUUAUUUCAAAUAGCAAAAGACUUAUAUAAUAUAGAGUUGGAUAUUAGAGUAUUAGAAACUUCAAAUAAUAUCCCAGGAUCACGAAGUGUAAUGGUUAAAUUUCGUAUUGAUUUCGAUAACCGUCAAUACAUCGCAAAGAACAACGAAAUGAAAACUCCACUGGGUCGUGAAUUAUCGCCGGUUUCCUGCACAUUUUUUUUAAGACUUUUUCCAUUUGCCGUUGUGAUGAAUAAGGAUAUGCAAAUCCUAGGAGCAGGUGAUAAGCUGCUUCAAGCCUGGGGCGGUACCACAACCAUUUUAAAUAAACCUAUUACAGAAAUAUUUAAAUUAAGAAGACCUAAAGGAAUUUCGUUCACGUGGGGAAACAUAAUGUAUUUACAUUCAGUGAUAUUCGAAUUAGAACUUAUUAGAGCAAACGAUCCUCAUUCCUCGUUAAAUUCAAGCGAUAUACCAAGCACAAGUAGCAGUUUAGAUAGGCGUGGAAGUCAAGGCGCGAGAAGCAUCUUGUUGAAGGGCCAGAUGAGAUACAUCGAGGAUAUUAAGGCGAUUAUAUUUCUCUGUAGCCCUUUAAUCAACAGUUUAGACGAACUUCUUAAUAUGGGUUUAUAUCUGAAUGAUCUGAAUCCUCAUGGUAUGAGCAAAGAACUAGUGCUGGCGGGAUGGCAACAUUGCGGAAGAUUGGAAAUGAUGUUCGAGAGGGCAGAGCAAAGAUCGACAGAACUGGAAAACAGCUAUGUGCUGCUUGAUCGGUGGAAAAACAAAAGCGACGAGCUUUUAUAUUCUAUGAUUCCGCAAACGGUGGCGGAUCGAUUGCGAGCCGGAGCCAGUCCAUUGAGUACUUGUGAGUCCUUCGAAUCAAUAACAGUUCUUUUCUGUGAAUUAUGCGACUUCGAUUAUUCGACCAUCAAAGGAGCAAUGGAUAUCGUCUUGUCUAUGAAUGCUGUGUUCUCCUGUUUUGAUACACUAAUGGAUCAGUUUAAUGUGUAUAAAGUGGAGACUGUUGGUUGUGUAUACAUGGCAGCUAGCGGGGCUCCGGACCGAACCGAAAAUCAUGCGCAAAAUAUCGCUGAUGUUUCGUUACAACUUAUUAAGCAUGUUCGAUCUCUCAAAUUACCCUCCGGACUGGAUAUACGAGUCCGUAUAGGAAUUCACUCUGGACCAGCUGUCGCUGGUAUCGUUGGCAUCAAGGUACCGAGAUACUGUUUUUUUGGCGAUACUGUUAACACGGCUUCCAGAAUGCAGACCACCAGUCUGCCGGGAAAGGUGCAUAUUUCUUCCAGCACCAAAGCUUUAUUAUCGAGAGGGCGUUAUCAUACCGAAUCACGUGGCGUUGUGUGGGUAAAGGGAAAGGGAGACAUGGAGACAUAUUGGUUGCAAUCAGCGGCAAAGGACGAAAUAAAGGAAGAAGUUGACUCAUCAGACGACGAAAACGCAGUAGUCGCAGAUCUUCACUACUUUUCACGCCACGGGCCACGUGCACGGGUGCCCGAAUCCCGCGGCAGAAUCCAGAUCAGCUGGCACGCAUUGAUUACCGGAAACUUUACGCGCAACGGCAUGGACGGCUACGCAAGAACGAGAUGCAUACUCGUGCUUUAUCUAUGUCUGAGCUGUUACGUCUACGCAUUGCCCCGCACGCGAGCGAAUAUCGAACAAAGUUUGCCUACCUCGAAUGCUCAGGUGCACUAUAACCUCACGAAUGCUGAGAUUGAUCGUCCAGCAAUAGACGAGGUGUCUUAUGUAGACUUCGAUCCUGCUCCUACGUUUUCCUCUAAAAGACCGGACGUCUGUAACGAUUGCGUUUGCGGACUUGGGAGAAAAGUGAGAAUUGUUGGUGGCAACGUGACAAGUGUUUACGACUAUCCUUGGCUAGUCAGCAUGAAUAAAAAGGGCAUGUUUUAUUGUGCUGGCACUGUAAUAACACGGAGACACGUCUUAACAGCAGCACAUUGUUUGAAAGGUUUCGAUAUCAGGACUAUCAAACUUGUACUAGCAGACAACGAUCAUCCUUCGAUAGGCAGCAACACUAUAGUUCGACGUAUUAAAACGGCGACCAUCCACAAAGAUUUUCACUCUUAUUCCUAUGAUAAUGAUAUUGGCAUAAUUGAGAUGGACGAACCUGUGUCUCUGAAUAAUAUUGUGCGAACAGCAUGUUUACCUGAAGACAAAGCCAUCGAUUAUACUGGUGCACUUGCACUUGCGGUUGGGUGGGGUCGAACGGGAGAAUCCACACAAGUGAGUGACGAAUUACGAAAAGUCAGUCUGCCCGUUUUAUCACAAGAGGAAUGCGAUAACGCAGGAUAUGCUGAAAAACGUAUUACCGAAAACAUGUUUUGUGCUGGUUAUCUUUUGGAAGGUGCACGUGACGCUUGUUUUGGAGAUAGCGGCGGUCCGCUACACGUCAAAGGAAGCCAUGGACAGCUUGAAAUAAUGGGCAUCGUUUCCUGGGGCCGCGGAUGUGGGAGACCAAACUUUCCAGGUAUUUACACAAAAUUGAUGAACUAUAUCGGAUGGCUUAAAGAUCACUUAGGCGAUGAAUGCAUUUGUCCACCACCGCAUUUAUAAAACAAACAUUUUUUCUGACUUAUGAAAUCAGACGCAUCGCAAUUAUUAUAGCAAAAUAACGAAUUGUUGAAUUGUAACAAAAUGUUGAAUUAGUAUUGCAAUAUUUAUUUGAUUAUUAAAUUUACGA